AUGUCUCAAUGGAAACCUGUCAAUGUUGAUCCUAAUCAUGCUGAUGAUUUCGAUUUAGAACCAGAUUUUAUCGAACCAGAUGAUGCCACAACACCCAUAAAUAAAAAUAAAUCUCAAUAUUCAUCUGCUCAACAACAACAACAAAAUCAAUAUCAAUUAAAUCAAGGUCAAGGUCAAUCUUCAAAUUCCUUCUUCAAUUUUUCUUCAUUCACAACUCCAAAUAUUGAUUUAUCAAAUUCUCUUAAUCCAAUUCUUAAUAAUGAGAAUGUUAAAGAACGUAAAUUUUCAGGUGGUGAUACUUUAGAUGAACCAGUUUGGGAUACUUUAAAAAGAGAUUUAGUUGCAAUUGGUCAUAGAUUAUUUAGUGUGGUUUGGCCUGCUUCUUUAUCAAAAUUAGCUAAAGUUCAACAACAUAAUUUAUUAAUUGCUGCAAGAAAUUCAGGUAUAAAUAUUGGAAUUAAUUAUGAUCAAAUUGAACAAGAUUUAGAACAAGAUUUACAAAAUCAACCAAUUGAUGAUUCAAAUUUAAAAAAAUUAGAUUGGGAUUUAUGGGGGCCAUUAAUUUUCAUUUUAAUUUUUUCUUUAAUUUUGGGUUAUUUAUCACCAAAGACAAAUACUUCACAAGUUUUUUCAAGUGUUUUCGCUUUAACUUGGUUAACUUUUGCUGUAAUUGCUAUAAAUAUUCAAUUAUUAGGUGGUACAAUUUCAUUUUUCAGUGCUUUAUCAACUCAAGGUUAUGCUUUAUUCCCAUUAGUUAUUUCUUCAAUAAUUUCAAUUUUUAUAAAAUGGAGUUUUAUUAGAUUUAUAAUCUAUUUAUUAUUUGUUUCUUGGGCGAUUUAUGCAGCUACAAUUAAUUUAAAAGUUAGUGGUGUAUUACCUGGAAGAAUAUUUUUAGCUAUAUAUCCUGUUGGUUUAGUUUAUGCAACUUUAGGUUGGUUAUGUGUAAUCACUUGA
This is a messenger RNA of Hansenula ciferrii, 954 nucleotides long. It is a transcript of the gene YIP4, whose product is annotated as Yip4p. Bases 1 to 954 code for a protein of 317 amino acids. NCBI's taxonomy places the organism in Eukaryota, Fungi, Ascomycota, Saccharomycetes, Phaffomycetales, Wickerhamomycetaceae. The record is from RefSeq and is a predicted model, not a curated record. Gene Ontology annotation, biological process: endoplasmic reticulum to Golgi vesicle-mediated transport. Gene Ontology annotation, cellular component: membrane; trans-Golgi network. The transcript has a single exon.